AUGAUGUGGUGGAAGAGUGGUGCCGCUGGUGCGUUUCCUGCAGCUUCCUGUGCACUCGAUAUCCGACUUCCCGUCUCUGAGUUGGUUUUCCGAUUUGCGAUUGGAGAUUCGGAGCCAGAAGGGGAUCUCUGGUCAUGGAUUCACAUCCUCGAUCUUGCCAUGCUGGUCAAGUUCACUUGGUGCAUUGACAAGCGUCUGCUCAGCCUUGCCAGGUUGUCGCGCGAAGAUGUCGUGUUCCAGGGCUGCCGCACCUUCCCGGGACUCGAACAGCUGUGCGUUCAGGUCAUCGAUGGGCCUUAUAACACAGAGAUGGCCGCGAGCGAGCCAGCUUGUGUGCUUCCGUGUGUGCGCGAGCUGACCACAGCCUGCAAAGUGUUGCCUGCAGUUCUCCCAUGCACACCAUUUGUGAACAAACUGAAGAUUUGGAAUGAAGCUGCCGGGAGACUGCUGUUUACGCUCCAGCGCAUCGAGAGGUAUAUUCCGCCCACGAUAACUAACGUAGCAUUGCAGUCGGAUAAUGGCAAUUACUCCCUUUGGUCCGGGAUCCUUGCCUUCUUCCCGAACCUGCGCACCCUCGAUUUCCGUGUCAAAGAGUCCAGCGGUGAUUCUCGGCCAAGCGAGGCCCCUCACUUCCUCGCCAGCCUAUCGACCAUCCUUCCGCCCACUCUCGAAAGUCUCCGUGUCCAUAUUUGGUCCUCAAGGGCUGUCCUUCCCGGGGGGCAAACGGGAAGAGUGGGAUUGAGCCGUCUUCCAAGCGCGGAUGAGCUCCAGGCAGAACUACUGAAAGGUAAUCCCUCACUUUUCGCUGGCGAGUCUGACACCCAGGGUGGCGGCCUCUACUGGGCGGAAACAAGCGGCGUGAAAUCAGCCGCGGACGGCCCGGAUGGCAAGCAGCAGGGCACAACCGGCGGGGACAAGUCGCUAUGCGUGUUCAAGUUUUUCACGGUCUACUGCCCCCACCGACGGGCGCUCCGCCUUCCGCAGACACCACCCGGCCCGUUCGCCGACGCUGCAAUCGAUUCCCAUUCCACUCCUCUCCACCUGCCCCCCAUGUCCUCUCCAGUCCCCGUCUUCGACGCAAAAGCGAUGCCCUUCCGCCGGUUGGGCCCCAGCGGUCUGCGCGUGCCGCUCUUCUCUCUCGGCGGCUGGCUCACCCUCGGAGGCUCCGUCGUCGGCGAGAGCGUCAAGGACAUCAUGCAGGCCGCCUUCGAGAAUGGGAUCAACAUGUUCGACACCGCGGAGGACUACCAGAAAGGUGCGGCUGAGCGCGAAAUGGGACACGCUAUCAAAGAACUUGGCUGGCGCCGCACGGACCUCGUCAUCUCAACCAAGAUAUUCUGGAGCCACGAGCCAGGCACGGGCCCGAACGACACGGGGCUGUCGCACAAACACGUUAUCGAGGGCACGAAGGCUUGUUUGCGACGGCUCCAGAUGGACUAUGUCGACGUCAUCUUCGGCGCAUCGUUGCGAUACCACCGGCUAGUUCCGAUGGAGGAGAUCGUCCGCGCAUUUAACUAUGUUAUCGACCAGGGCUGGGCUUUCUACUGGGGCACCUCCGAGUGGAGCGCGCACCAGAUCGAGGAGGCGCAUCAUGUUGCCACGCGCUUAAACCUCAUCGCGCCGAUCGCGGAGCAGUGCAAGCACAAGUCUGCGCCAUCUUCUUUCUUCCUUCGAAAUAAUGCUGAGGAGACGAUAGCAUGUUCCACCGCGAACGUCCGGAGAAGGAAUACGCGCCCCUUUGUACGCCAAGUACGGCCUGGGCACAACCGCAUUCUCUGCACUGCAGGGCGGACUGCUGACGGGGAAGUACAACGACGGCAUCCCAGACGGCACGCGCUUCGCCACCGUGCCCAUGUUCCGGGGGGCGACGGAGGGUCCCCAGGGCGAAGAGCUGCUUUGGAAAGUGCGUCUCCUCAGCCAAAUUGCUGCGGGUGCGUCGUUUCUCCCCGACUUGCUGAACUCUGGGCGGAACCGCUGGCGCUCGCGUGGGUUGCGGCGCACCGCCACACUUCCACAGUCAUCCUCGGCGUGUCCUCCGUCGCACAGCUCGAGGCGAACCUCGGCGCGCUUGAGGUCCUGCCCAAGCUGGAUGCUGCGGUGUUGGCGCGGAUCGAGGCUGUGUUGGGUAACCACCCGCAGGAGCCGGAGACGUAUGGUCGCCCGCCGCUGGAUCAGGGCAUCCUUUGA
Mycena indigotica is the source of this 2187-nucleotide messenger RNA. Its product is annotated as Aldo-ket-red domain-containing protein. The transcript has 15 exons. Bases 1 to 2187 code for a protein of 728 amino acids. The record is from RefSeq and is a predicted model, not a curated record. Lineage: Eukaryota; Fungi; Basidiomycota; Agaricomycetes; Agaricales; Mycenaceae.